Messenger RNA from Lacerta agilis (Sand lizard), 3626 nucleotides. RefSeq names its product microtubule associated serine/threonine kinase like (gene MASTL). The record is from RefSeq and is a predicted model, not a curated record. Lineage: Eukaryota; Metazoa; Chordata; Lepidosauria; Squamata; Lacertidae. The transcript is spliced from 12 exons. Bases 23 to 2761 code for a protein of 912 amino acids. Gene Ontology annotation, biological process: peptidyl-serine phosphorylation; intracellular signal transduction. Gene Ontology annotation, molecular function: ATP binding; protein serine/threonine kinase activity. Gene Ontology annotation, cellular component: nucleus.
GAGGAGGAGGAAGGAGGCGAGGAUGGGGUCGGUGGAGCCGGCGGCGGCGGCGCCUCCCCAGGACAGCAGCCUGCGUGAGGAGACGGCGCCCGGCUCGUCCCGGGCGAGGCGCAUCGCGGCGCCCCAACCGCCCUCCAUCGAGGACUUCGCCAUCGUCAAGCCCAUCAGCCGAGGCGCUUUCGGCAAGGUCUACCUGGGCCGCAAAGGGGGGAAGCUGUACGCUGUCAAGGUAGUAAAAAAAGCUGAGCUGAUCAAUAAGAAUAUGGUCCAUCAGGUGCAGGCAGAGAGAGAUGCCCUGGCUCUCAGUAAAAGUCCUUUCAUUGUGCACUUAUACUACUCACUUCAGUCUGCCAACAAUGUCUACUUGGUAAUGGAGUAUCUCAUUGGUGGAGAUGUUAAAUCUCUUCUUCACAUAUACGGCUAUUUUGAUGAAGAAAUGGCAGUGAAGUAUAUUUCUGAAGUAGCAUUGGCUCUUGAUUACCUUCACAGGCAUGGGAUAAUCCACAGAGACCUGAAGCCAGACAAUAUGCUGAUAUCAAAUGAGGGUCACAUUAAGUUGACAGACUUUGGUCUCUCCAGAGUUACUCUGAAUAGAGAGAUAAAUAUGAUGGAUAUUCUCACUACACCAUCCAUGUCUAAACCCAUGCAAGACUAUUCACGUACUCCUGGACAAGUGCUGUCUCUCAUCAGUUCCUUGGGUUUUUAUACCCCAGCGGCAGGGACAGUGCAUGCACCUAGUCCAAGCCCUCUUUGUGGAAAUACACCUCAGCUUUCUCAACGAUUUGUUUCCCCGCUAUCCGUGAACCACAAAGACUACAGUUCUGUGUCAAACAAGCUACUGAAAGCAUGUUUUGAUUCUGCGGCUGUAACACCAGGAAUGCCUGUGAGGAGUCUGACCCCAACUCUGCAUCAGUGCAGGAAAAGGUUUGGGACCUCCAGCGCCAGUAGCCAUUCCCGCACCCAAUUAUCUAGCAUGGAGUCAGAGUGCUGCAGCAGCCCCAGGUGGGAGAAAGACGUGCAGGAAGCAGAAGAUAUACUCUCAUCUGCCCCAGGCAAAGAGAAUGUUCCAGAGAAGGCCAAGGAUACACAUUUUCUGCUUGUCAAUGAUGCUAAAGGCUUAAAGCAGAAAAUGCUGGAGUCUGUCAUCUCCCCUAUUAGCAGGAAUGACUCUGGGAACAGGCGCAAAGGACGGAUUGGACAUUUUGACUCAUGUGAUACUUCUAUAAGGACUAGCGCUAUUAAAGACCUCGCCCGGAAAUGUCUUUCAGAAUAUAAAGAAUGGGAAGAAAAGGGCUGUACAGAACAACCUGAUCUGACUAAGAAGGUUGCAAAAUCUAGUUACCACUUGUCCCCUUUGGCCUUGGGCAGUCUUGUGGGGGAUAAGAAGGAGGAGACAAUGCUGGAGAUGCGAGGUGUCAAAAGAUCUUUUGAAUCAAUUGACACCAGUCCUUCACAAGAACUGAUCCUUGCCAAAAAAAGCAGUGCAGAAUACAAACGGGGCUGUAAAAUUCCAGAGAAACAAAGCACAGGUUUAACAACUGAAAUCUGUUCUUUAAAACUUGAUGGACGUCUGCAAGAGACCUGUACAAAUGAAGCUCAAGCAAAAGACUGCUGUUGCACUGAACAAAACAGGGGUGGCAAACCAGCCAAUCCUCUAAUAGCAAAGAAUCUCAUGCGUGAUCUAGAUGCAGAUUGUGAAAAAAAUGAUAAAAAGGAACAAAUGAAUUCCAGUUUCUUAUGCAUUGAUGAUGAAAAGUCUUUAGCAAGCAUGAGUGUAGACUCGGAUCUAUCCCUUCGAGAAGUAUCUACUGCAGAGAGUCACUUGGAAAAGCGCCUUUCCGAUUUCGAUGGAAGCAUUAAAGAACUCACCUUUGAGGAGCUAAAAACAGAGAACAUGUCAACAACAUCACCUUAUUGCUCAGAUGACUUGCCAAGAAGUGAAGAAGUACAUGCUGUCCAGGAGAGCAAACCAUUGCAUCAUGAGCAGGACAAAAACCUGAAAGGUGUCACUGAAAUGCACACUGACAUUCACUGCUCUUCAUCUGUGGAGAUGAAGGCACUGAAACACUUAAAGAAAAAUGUGGUUGCUUUUCGGAGUUACAACAGUCAGAUCAAUGUGUCUAAUACAUCUGAGCCGUCAUCGAGAAUUAGCUGGAUGACUGUAGAAGGAAUGGAUCUCUCUGCUUGCAGUGGCUCUUAUCCCAUGACUGUUACACCUGCACAAAAGGGAGCACCUUACAGUGUAUUUCAGACCCCUCAAGGAAACAGUGGUACACCAUACAGGACCCCCAAGAGUGUCCGAAGAGGAGCUACUCCAGUAGAGAGAGAACGCAUUUUAGGAACCCCUGACUACUUGGCACCUGAGCUCCUCUUAGCAAAGGCUCAUGGUCCUGCAGUAGACUGGUGGGCACUUGGAGUUUGCUUGUAUGAGUUUUUAACUGGAAUUCCACCAUUCAAUGAUGAAACACCACAACAAGUAUUCCAGAAUAUUCUGAAAAGGGAUAUUCCAUGGCCUGAAGAUGAAGAGAAAUUGUCAGAUGGUGCUCAGAAUGCAAUAGAAGUUCUUUUAACCAUUGAGAGCAGUAAGCGAGCUGGACUCAAGGAGCUGAAACUUCACCCCCUCUUUCAUGGUGUGGACUGGGAUAAUCUGCAUAAUCAGACCAUGCCCUUCAUACCGCAGCCAGAUGAUGAAACAGAUACUUCCUAUUUUGAAGCUAGGAAUAAUGCUCAGCAUCUAACAGUAUCUGGAUUUAGCUUGUAGUAUGGGAAAAUGGAAUUAUUUUGCAGUGAACUGCACAUUUAAGAAGCUUCCUUAACAUAAGUUUUACUCUCUAUUUUCUAACACACUUAAGUUUUUUAAAAACCUGAUUUGCUUUUAACUCUCUAUAUAUAUUUCUUACAAGCUGUAUUGAAACCAUUCAUUCCAAACAGCUUCUGAACUAUAUUUUUAGUCUACUUACAGCACCUUAUGUAAGUCUUUAAGUAUUAUGUAUUUAAUGGUGGUAUAACACAGUGACACUGAACAAAACGUCAAACGUUAGGAGGAAGAGCUGCUUUGUCGUUGAGCAUACCUGGGAGGUUAAGUGCAUAGUGAUUGUUUUGGCGCCUCCAAUUCAGCCACUUUACAGACUGAAUUCAAAACUGGUUUUCUGACCUUUCAAGCUGUGCCUGUAGAGCAGCCCAAAGAGGCUCGCAUCCCAUUGUUUUCCACAUACUUUAGGUAAUUUGUAUACUGCCUGCCCUGCUGCUUAAGCUGCCAAUGUACUAAAUUAUCUCUAAUGUCAUUGUCAAGGUCUGUUUCUCCCACCCACCUUACCUAUGAACACCAAUGCCAUCAAUCAGCCUAUUAUCUAUCUAGUCAACUGUCAUUUUAUUUUUUGUAUUGUUUCCUGUCUUUAAUUCAAAAUAUUAUCAUGUUCAAAAUGAAGCUGUCAUCUGAAUUAUCUAGCAGUCAUUACAGAGGUUAUCCCACCUGUAUAAUGCCAGUUUUCUACCUGUAGGCAAUAUGAGUAAUUCAGCAAUUAACACCUGCCUACAUACUGCUGCCAGUAAAUGCAAUAAAUAAAUGAUAAAGGUGUGAAGUUAUUCAUUGAUCUUAACAGCCCAGAAUAAAUGAUUACACAAUA